AUGGCGGCUGCCAACCUUCGAAUUCCACCAUUUCGCGCACGCAAGACCAAGCUUCAGCCGUCUCAAUGCGGCAUGGCAGACAGAAAUCCUCAGUCCAUCAUGGACGGUAUUUAG
Molecule: messenger RNA, 114 nt
Organism: Parastagonospora nodorum SN15
Lineage: Eukaryota; Fungi; Ascomycota; Dothideomycetes; Pleosporales; Phaeosphaeriaceae
Exons: 2
Coding region: 1-114 (37 amino acids)
Source: RefSeq, a predicted model, not a curated record